This is a messenger RNA of Physcomitrium patens, 5546 nucleotides long. RefSeq lists its product as uncharacterized. The record is from RefSeq and is a predicted model, not a curated record. Gene Ontology annotation, molecular function: 3-dehydroquinate synthase activity; oxidoreductase activity. Gene Ontology annotation, biological process: aromatic amino acid biosynthetic process. Lineage: Eukaryota; Viridiplantae; Streptophyta; Bryopsida; Funariales; Funariaceae.
CUCCAUCUGUACCGAAACGCCGACCUCAGAUUCUCUUCGUUAUCAUGCAAACAAGUCUAUCAAUUAAUGGGCAGCACAUCAUACACUAAACUGAGUAGAUUUAGUUUCUGUCUUACACUAAACUAAGUAGACUUAGUUUGAUGAGGUGUAUUUAUUUUCUUUUGGACGGAAAGAUUCAAAAAGAAAAAAGCAGCCUUAAAGGAAGUUCAGAGAUUUCAGGGUUCGUUGACAUCGAGUCACUUUAUCUGGACAUGAGACAGAACACCAUGUUCUCACCCUGUGGCUUCUGAAGUUGGAUAUAUAUUCAUGUAUUGCAUGGCACAUGUUUGUGAACUCUUGCAGUUGUUUCAGAGGAGCUCAAGUUAACUGCUUGAAUCGACGACCAGACACGAGUCCAGCCUCGGAUUGUGAAGCACUUGAAUUCUGCGACUAAUGACGGUGAAGUUUUGCCCUUUUCUUGAAAAACAAACGCGUCGGUGAAAAAUCUGCCUCAUGUUCCUUGCUUAACAGCAUCGGAGGAACUCUAAUCUUUACUGCUAAGGUGGAGUCUUACCAUUGAAACAGUCAGGUUUCCCCGUCUGGGAACCAUAUCUCGCGAGUUCUAGAGAAGAACAAUGAAGUGAUGCAGGUAAUUGGGAAAAGAGCAGAGGCUCACAACCAGUCUUGAGCGAGUUCUCCGCAGUGAGUCCGUAGGAAUAUCUCUUCCCUUCUUUGACAAACACCCACUAGACCAGCGUUACGAUCACACGAAUCUCGUGAGUUCGUGAAGCUCAACCCGGGGAAUCUUAGUUUUAACAAGUUUGAUUAAUGCAGUAUGAAUUGAAAACUCCAGCCUGAUAGUGCGGACGCUUGAAGUCUCGGGGAUCGCCAAGAUUGCCUCACCUGGAGAAUCUUUAGCCGAAUGUUCAAUCUGCGGUUUCAUUACCGAACUCUAAAGUCUGACACUUCGGGUUCAAUUCAUAAGGUUGACUUCGAAAGGAAAUGCGGAGCUCUUGAUUCAGUGAAAACGGACCAGCAAGUCGUUCCGGACAUUAAUAAUCCACAAUGAAGUCGCAAACUGGUUCAGUGCCCGCGGCGCCGCAAAUGCCAUGCUCUCGUCGACGGGAAAGGUAACUAUCUCGAUGAAGGAUUAAGCAGUGCGAAGCAUGAAAUUCGAGGAAAGCGCAAGUACUCUGCGGAUGUGAUGGCACAAGAGCAUCAGGCACGUCCUUGCACAACUGGCGAGUGUUUGUUUAGAGAUAGAGAUGCAAGGAUAGUCCUAGGAUCGCAUCGGAUGUGCUAUGAAUAUACAUCGACCGGCGCUUUUUCGCGCCACCGAUCUCCCACUUGAUGACUUGGAGCGCUGCAGCACUCACCCCCCUUUUUAGCUACGGACGGAUGAAGUUGUCACCAGAUGCCGAGUUGUUAAUAGAACGAACGAGAACAGCGCGUUCGAGCAUAUUAUUCGGAUUGUGCACCGCUUCCGAGGCUGGCCUCUGCAUUUACACAUCGAACGGCUUUUGAUCCUUCCAAAAGACAAGGAAAUGAUUCUGCUCAUGUGUCUCAAUUUCAUGCUUUACAUCACGAAAUGCUCCCGAAUGACUGCAACUACAUGCUCGGUGUAUUUGGUGGCGACUGUAGGGUCCUGUUGAGCGCGUGCAUUGUUCAAUGAAUCUGGAUUCUCCGUGAAGCAUGGAAUUGGAGAGAGUUAGGCGGACUGCAGAUUUCACGAGUGGGUGCUGCAUUUUUUCGCCCAAGUGAUCGUGAGAAUUUCCUCGACAAUCAGGGCUUGCCUCAAACCCCCAAAGAUCUCGAUCGAUAAACCCUCCGCAGAAAUCUCUCCGUGAGGUUUGGCAUUCAUGGGAUCGGUACGACAUGGUACGACUUUUGUCUUGUAGCUGGUGUGGAUUUUUGCACAGAUGCGCUACUCUCGCUUAAUGCUGUUAGUCAAGCACAUGUGAACUUGUUGCAGUAAGCUCCGGACGUGUAAUACGGAUCGACAUUUGCAAUGCUGUAGAGCACAUUGUCUGCUAUGCUAGGAUGAGCUUGCUAAACGAUUCAACCGUUCAUAGUGCUAGUGGUCCGCUCGCAGACUCCUCUUCUCUUUUCCUCUUGUACACUCCCUUUUCACUUAGUGAUCAAUGCUUGUCAUUGUUGCAGUGAGGGAACUUUCAGGAUAUCAAACUCGUCCUGCGAGUUGUGUUAGUUUCCGAGAGGUAGUAGACCGCAUUGUAGAGGCGGAUUCUUUAAAUACUCGUCGUGACAGGAGAUCAUUCAUAGAGUUGCAGAUUUAUCAUGCUAGAUUGAAACCCAGUCUUCUCAGGGAUCGGACCUGACUGCCUCAGGGGAUUUCGCACAGGUUUUCACUUGUCCUGAGAAGAUUGAGAACUGUUCAUUCUUCCGUAGUCGUAGCGAUAAUGUGAUGCAGUAGGACCCGACACAGUUCGAAGAUAUUUCUGAAAUAAUGGUGAAUCAUAGUCCGACGCCAACGCGUAAACAUACUUCUACAACAUUACCGUUCAAUAGACGGCAAACCACUUGAACAGACUCCGCUGUCAAGCUGGCCUCCUCCAGUUUAUUCACCGGUUGUGUACAUCCCCCUCUAGACCCGACAGAUUUGUACGAGGAAAUGUCGUUGGAGAGUCUGAUAAAAAUGCAAUGCUCAGGAGCGAGGAGCAUUGAGGAGCCUAAUACACCCAGGCCUGGCGGCGUUCCGCAAGGCUCUGUCCUGGUUGUCUUGGAUGUCACCAAGGGGAUCACUACUGCUCCCGUGUACUGGGCGCUAGGCAAUGUCGUUCGCCGCGGGGAUAAUUUCAAGAUCGUGGGAAUCCUCACCCAUCUUUGCAAUCCUAUGGGGUUCCGAACUCGGGUGGACAAGAACAGCUGGAUCGGCUCGAAUGGACUUAUGCUGCAACACGAGCUAACAUUGAAAAGAAAUUCGCUCGAGGAAAUCCCCCACGUCAGGGAGUGGUGCGAGAAAGCAGGGGUGAAUUUGGAGCUCGAUGUCAAGGCAGGUUACACGACGAGGACGAUCAUUGUCGAUGAAGCCAAGGCCAUUGGAGCCUAUCACGUCGUCCUGGACAAGACCAUGAAGAGCGACAAGAAAUAUUUCAUCGAGCAUUUGAAGUGUUUUGUUUCGAGGUCGCGGCAGAGCGGCGGAGUAGAAACCAUCCGGUCCUUCUCGGUGACGAAGCAGCUUCCGCCUCUGGUUCCCAUCCCGCCGAACUCGAGUAGGUCUGUGAUCCAGCCCACUCCAUCAUCAGGAUCUAUAGUGUCCAUGGGAUCACAGUUCUCCAGCAGCUCACACGCUCGCGGAUCGAUGGGGUCUUCUGCUUCUUACGACAUUGCAUCGACAGACGGCUUCCUCACGCAAGACAGUGAUCAGCUAACGGGGGCGCCAAGCACUGGAGAGUCCAUUGAACGCCACCAGGAAACCUACGAAGUUCCUGAACACCGAUCGUCCAUCCAACUGCGAGCACUCUAUGGCGAUGUGGGCAUGCACAAAGGAAGUCAUCAGAUCGUGGGAAUUCCUCGCGUGUCUCCAGCUGAGACCGAAACAGGGUACAACAUGGUUAAUCGGAAGCCAGCUCUUCGAAAGUGGUUGGCAGAAGACGAACCAGCUGCUGCUGUGCCCUCUCACGAAAACUCCAAUCCCGAGUCCUUCAAUGAUCGUAGCAACGAGUCCAAAAUACCGGCGGUGCUCACCCAUGAUCAAUUUCGGCGUUCUCCUAACCAUUCCGGACCCCUGGACAAAAAUGCAAAUCCGGCGCCAUUGUCCCCUGCACCUGCACGCAGUUUUCAAUCCACUGCGGGGAGAACCUUUGCACCAGCGAAUGCACCGGUGAGGACUUCGUUACCUUCCCCUCCUUUUUCGAGAAUGCCGUCACCGCCGAACCACAAUCCGUCCCAGGGUUGGCAGAAAUCGGUUUGGAUAUGGACAAGGAGCAAAGAGGUGAUGCGAACUGCAGUGGAGGUUGGCUGGACGACGUUUGUUUUCACUCCCGACGUUCAACAUGUGGCUCCUCAAUGGGCCUCCAUAGAGUGGAUCAAGCCUCUGUUCUUGGAAGGAGGGCAGUUUCUGAGCGAGGACGGCAAGCAAGUGGCGCUUCUUGGACAGGUAUACUCUGGCGAGCAGCUGGACUACCUCCCGGCUAUGAUGGGCGGAGCUGAGACGGUUGUCAUCAACGACCUGGACUGGCAAGUUAUACCUCCUGAAGACGUAGUUGCGGCGUUCCAAGGUCGCCGCACUAAUCUUUUCGCCACCGCCAAUACCGCUGCCGACGCCCAAGUGUAUCUAGAGGCUCUUGAGGUCGGCACGGAUGGCGUGGUUCUCCACACAGACAGCUGCUCCGAAAUCACUGCUCUUAGGGAUUACCUGGCUGCAAAGAAGAUCGAGAAGGAUCGCGCCGUCGAGGGUACACCAGUAGAAUUACCCGUCAAAGAGAUGAGUGAGCUGAAACUAAAGCCAGAGCCGACACUCGUAGCUAGAACAGAAACCAAUACUUUGAACACGGUUGGCUCGUCUCCGAGUUUAAACAUUAAUCCCCUCAAUCGGGUCGGUUCUUCGCCAAGGUCAGCAGAGUCGCCGAGCUGUUCUGUGCAAAAUUUGUCUGCAACUCCAGCACCACAAGGAUUGAGGCUUGUCAACGCUACUGUCAAAAGUGUGACUUCCGUGGGCGAAGGCGACAGGGUGUCCGUAGACCUCUGCAAUCUGUUGAACCCUGGCGAGGCAUUGCUUGUUGGUUCUUUUUCGAAGGGGAUGUUCCUGGUGCAUUCUGAGGUGCAAUUCAACAACACAAGCCGCCGAUCAUUUCGUGUCAAUGCGGGUCCUGUCCAUGCAUACACUGGUAUGGCCAGAGGGCAUAUCACGUACUUGUCGGAGCUGGAGUCUGGAGGUCAAGUCUUAGCAGUAGAUGCUAAUGGCAAUUUCCGCACGGUACUUGUGGGUCGUGUGUCGAUCGAAUCGAAGCCUCUCGUUCUCGUUGUGGUGGAGGCUGAUGGGGAACAGUUCAGUGUCAUGCUUCAAGACGCAGAUUCAGUCCGCCUCGUUGUUCCUGCCGAAAUGCAACGUCCAGGCAGUGAAGCCGUAGCGGUAACAAAGUUGCAACCAGGUGACACCGUGCUUUUGAGCAUAGAAGACAGCGAUUGCUCUUACGAACAGUAAUGAUCUUGCACAGGGAAUACCAACGAUCAAGGAAUUGGACCUGCCGUUUGUUCUUUUUUACCCUUUUUUUUUUUUUUUUUUUUUUCUUCCCCCUUUUGGAAAGGAACGAGAUUGUCUUGUACCAAUAGAGGAGAUUGGCCUUGAUUUGUGACCUGCACUGUUAAGCACGCCACCUACUCCGAAGUACUCCUUCCAAACUUCAGCCUCGUCUCAUCCAAGGUCUGGAGUUUCAACGUAAGUGGCCUGUGUGUAAUUAUUCUUGAUGAGAGUGCAUGUAAUAAAUCCUAGAAUUAGCAAAAACUAUGCAGUGUGUAUCCUACACUGUGCUGAGAUGUAGAGAUGCUCUGUCACUGUAAUUAUAACAUGCCACAAGUUCUGCUUCGGUAACAUUGUUCUGAUAUCA